AACUGCGCGCACUGUGAUACAGUCUUUAGUAUGAGUCGUCGUCGACAUCAUUGUCGUCUGUGUGGCGACGUCUUUUGCGACCCUUGCAGCAAUCACCGAGCCACCUUGCCUCUACAGGGGUCGGAAUUCGAAAAGCCUGUCCGAGUCUGUGACUUUUGCUACACUGAUGUG
This is a messenger RNA of Phaeodactylum tricornutum CCAP 1055/1, 171 nucleotides long. RefSeq lists its product with no specific name. Gene Ontology annotation, molecular function: metal ion binding. The record is from RefSeq and is a predicted model, not a curated record. Lineage: Eukaryota; Bacillariophyta; Bacillariophyceae; Surirellales; Neidiaceae. The transcript has a single exon. The annotation marks the transcript as partial.